Messenger RNA from Aspergillus chevalieri, 1617 nucleotides. RefSeq lists its product as uncharacterized. Gene Ontology annotation, biological process: transmembrane transport. The transcript is spliced from 6 exons. Gene Ontology annotation, molecular function: transmembrane transporter activity. Gene Ontology annotation, cellular component: membrane. The coding region runs from base 1 to 1617 and encodes 538 amino acids. The record is from RefSeq and is a predicted model, not a curated record. Lineage: Eukaryota; Fungi; Ascomycota; Eurotiomycetes; Eurotiales; Aspergillaceae.
AUGUCGACAGCAUCACGAGACGCCAAGUGCGCUGAUGAGCAUGAGAAAGAUAUGUUGUCGCUGAAAAAAGACAAAACCCAAGCGCAAGGGUCAAUUCAAACGGCUGAUCUAGAGGUUUUGGGUUUAUCCCAGCUCACUGAGCGGAAUAUGAGCACAUUCAAGAUCAUAUGCGGUGGCUGGAAUAUUUGCAACAGUUGGGCUGGUAUUGUUGGUACACUGGCGAUUGGAAUAGUCCAAGGUGGUACCGUUCUGCUCUUGUACGGUAUUGUCAUCGCGCUUGUUGCUAUUGGAUGUUGUACCAGUACCCUUGCCGAACUGUCAAGCGUCUACCCAACGGCAGGUGGGCAAUAUCACUGGACUUCAAUUUUGAGCCCAAGGAAAGCAAGUCGUGUCCUGAGUUAUGGCUGCGGUGCCGUAAACAUCUUCAGCUGGAUCUCCAUCAGCGCUGGUGUCACGAUCCUUCCCGCAGAGUUUAUUAUCGCGAUGGCCUCCUAUGACAAUCCGGAAUAUGAGUCCCAAAGAUGGCACUAUUUUCUCAUCUACCAAGCGGCAAAUAUUAUCAUCUUACUAUUCAAUGUAUUUGCCAUUCGUCGGACUUCCUGGAUACAUGACCUUGGCUUUGUUGUAUCCUUGACCUCCUUCCUCGCUAUUUUAGUUACCUGUCUUGCCCUGUCUCCCCAGAAACAGACAUCAGAGUUUGUAUGGACCACAUUUACUAACAAGUCUGGUUGGCCGUCGAAUGGAAUAGCCUUUCUGACCGGACUCAUCAACCCAAAUUAUGUCUAUGCCGGUAUCGACGGCGCAGUCCAUCUCGCGGAAGAAUGCAGCAACCCUUCUACUGCCGUUCCGUACGCGUUAAUGAGUACUCUUAUCAUUGGGUUUGCUACCUCGUUCCCUUUCGUCAUCGCCAUGCUUUAUACAAUGACAGACAUGGAUUCUGUUACCAGUACAAGCGUCCCGAUUUACGAGAUAUGGAUCCAGGCUACCCAUUCGGAUGCUGUUGCGACCUUCUUCGUCUGCCUGCUGGCAAUCAUUGCAUUAUUCGCACUGAAUGGCUGUCAGCAGACUGCAUCGCGACUAACGUGGGCAUUCGCCCGUGACGACGCGCUGAUCAUGUCCAGAUUACUUUCUCGAAUCCACCCUAGCCUUCAAGUGCCAGUCUAUGCUCUCGUAGCAAAUGCGGGAAUCGUCUUCAUCAUCGGUUGCAUCUACUUGGCGUCUUCAACAGCUUUCAAUGCCUUGAUCGGGACAGGGCUCAUUCUCCAGCAAGUUUCCUUUGUGUUUCCGGCGGCACUGUUACUUUACCGUCGUCGCUCGUCGACCUAUCUACCUCCAUCCCGUCGCUUCAGGCUUGGGUGGCUUGGCUGGAUCUCAAAUGCGAUGACGAUAGCAUUUGGUGUUAUAGCUUUGGUCUUUUAUUGCUUCCCCGCUGAAUUUCCAGUGAGUGGGGGUAAUAUGAAUUACUCGGUUGUCGUCAUCGGUACCAUGACUGUUUUUACACUUACCAAUUGGUUCAUGCAUGCUAGCCAGAACUAUGAAGGACCACGCCUCCCUGCAGGGCUCACGCAGAGUUAUGUUUCUCAACCAACUGGUCUUCACGAAACGUGCAUACGAUAA